Molecule: messenger RNA, 921 nt
Organism: Acytostelium subglobosum LB1
Lineage: Eukaryota; Evosea; Eumycetozoa; Acytosteliales; Acytosteliaceae
Exons: 2
Coding region: 1-921 (306 amino acids)
Molecular function (GO): calcium ion binding
Source: RefSeq, a predicted model, not a curated record
AUGGGUGUUAUCAUUGGUUUGGGUAAAUUCCUUGGCGAAGCUCUCAUUGGCUACGCUAUUGGCAAGGCUCUCGACUUAUCCUACGACAAGGUACUCCAAGAGUUCUCUCCGGAUGCCAAGGGUGCACUAUUCAGGAACGAAGAUAACUCUUACCGAGUGCAUGAUCACUUUAGAAUCUGUCUAGUCACGACAGCCUCUAGUUGGUUGAGAAGGGUCGGCGUCAAGAUCUACGUUCCCGACGACCAGUUCCCAGAGUACGUUUUAGAUGAGGUGACCGUUGGUGACAGAGAAGGUUUCAAAUACGAUCACGCAUUUGGCAACGUCAAGUGGGACUUUAUUGACCUCAAGGUGAAGAAUGGCUCGGUGAUCAAGGUCACUCUGUACAGAGACACACUGUCCAAUGGCUUUGUGGAUUGUGGCACACUCGAAGUUGACUCUCAAUACUCUGGCAAAUUCGCAGGUCAGUGCUUGAUGGUCUACUGGGACGACGACAAUGGCACACUCUUCACCAACAAGAACAUGGCAUACACCUCCACCAUCCUGAUCAAGAAUCUGAUGGGUGUUGAAACUCUGCCAGCUGAUAACACCAGGUCACUCAGUGCCGCCGUUCAAAGGAAGAAGACGCCCAAAGCAAAGUUGCUCGAGCCCAAGACACCAAAGGACGUCGCCAAAGACAGGUUUGGUGAUGGCACCCUUGAGAAGAACAUCCCUGCCAAUCGCUUCCAUCCCGUGGACAAGUCACCAUUUGUGGACAAGGAUGGUGAUGGCAAGCCAGACAAGACAGCCACUGGCAAGCCAGCUGCCAAGCCAAAGGACACUGACAAGGAUGGCAUCCCAGACAGCAAGGACAAGGACAAGGAUGGUGAUGGAAAGAUCGACAAGCCAGCCACAGCCAAGCCCAAGGCCAGUGCCAGGGCCUGA